GACGUGGAUGACAAGUUGCUGACCGAGCCUCUCAGCCACCCUGAUUUUUUCAACGUGAAGGAGCUCUUCUCCCUGAAAGAUCUCUUUGAUGCUCGGGUGCACCUGGGGCACAAAAAGGGGUGUCGGCAUAGGUGAGUGACCCUGUUCUGCCACCCAGCCUGGAUCAGGACAUCAUCGACUUGGAGCAGACGAUGCAGCACCUCCAGCUGGCCCUCAACUUCACCGCGCACGUCGCCUACCGCAAGGGCAUCAUCCUCUUCGUCAGCCGCAGGCGGCAGUUCUGCCACCUGGUGGAGAGCACGGCGCGGCAGUGCGGGGAGUACGCGCACACCCGCUACUGGCAGGGCGGCCUCCUCACCAACGCACACAUCCAGUUCGGGCCCGGCGUCCGCCUGCCCGACCUCCUCAUCUUCCUCAGCAGCCUCAACAACGUCUUCGAGCCCCACGUGGCCAUCCGGGACGCCGCCAAGAUGAACAUCCCCACGGUGGGGGUGGUGGACACGAACUGCAACCCCUGUUUGAUCAGCUACCCCAUCCCCGGCAACGACGACAGCCCCGCCGCCAUGGAGCUCUACUGCAGGCUCUUCAAGAUGACCAUCAUCCGUGCCAAGGACAAGAGGAAGCAGAGCGAGGUCUUCAGCCAGCUGCAGAGCAAAGCAGAGGGUGCUUAG
Messenger RNA from Merops nubicus (carmine bee-eater), 671 nucleotides. RefSeq names its product mitochondrial ribosomal protein S2 (gene MRPS2). Gene Ontology annotation, biological process: translation. Lineage: Eukaryota; Metazoa; Chordata; Aves; Coraciiformes; Meropidae. The transcript is spliced from 2 exons. Gene Ontology annotation, cellular component: mitochondrial small ribosomal subunit; ribosome. The record is from RefSeq and is a predicted model, not a curated record. Bases 192 to 671 code for a protein of 159 amino acids. Gene Ontology annotation, molecular function: structural constituent of ribosome.